AUGGAAAUAGACGAAAGAAAUGUAUUAACGUUAAGUAGUUAUUUAAAACAUACACUCAGUCCGGACGUUAAUAUUCGUCGUCCUGCUGAGAAAUUUUUAGAAUCUAUUGAAACCAAUCAAAAUUAUCCAGCACUUCUAUUACAUUUAAUUGGCAAACAAGAUUAUGAUUCGACUAUUCGUGUUGCUGGAGCUGUUGCUUUUAAAAAUUACAUCAAACGUAAUUGGAAAGUUGAAGAAGACUUACCAGAUCGCAUUCACGCAGUAGAUCGUGAUACAAUUAAAAACUUAAUUGUCAAUUUGAUGUUGCAUUCACCUGACUCAAUCCAAAGGCAAUUAUCCGAUGCUGUAUCGAUAAUCGGGCGCCAUGAUUUUCCGGACAAGUGGCCUGAUUUAAUUGAUCAGAUGGUAGAAAAAUUUAACACAGGAGAUUUUCAUAUCAUAAAUGGAGUGCUUCAUACUGCACAUUCACUGUUCAAACGUUACCGCUAUGAAUUCAAGAGCCAGAGCUUGUGGACAGAAAUAAAAUUCGUACUGGAUAAAUUUGCAAAGCCUCUUACAGAUUUAUUUCUUGCAACCAUGAAUUUAACAGAAAUUCACGCAAACAACACUGAAGCUCUUAAAGUAAUUUACAAUUCAUUGACGAUAUUGUCAAAAGUAUUUUACUCAUUGAAUUUCCAAGAUUUGCCAGAAUUUUUUGAAGACAAUAUGGAUACGUGGAUGAGUAAUUUUCAUCGUUUAUUAACAGUUAAUGUACCAGCCUUACAGACUGAUGACGAUGAAGAACCUGGUGUUAUUGAGCAAUUAAAGUCACAAGUUUGUGAUAAUAUUGUUUUGUAUGCACAAAAAUACGAUGAAGAGUUUCAAAAAUACGUACCACAGUUUUUGGAGGCAAUUUGGAAAUUAUUGUAUGAAACUGGACAGCAAGCUAAAAAUGAUACGCUAGUAUCUAAUUCAUUGCAAUUCCUGGUGACCGUCGCCGAUCGCGCUCACUACCGUGAGCUCUUUGAAAAUCCAGAAACCUUACGGAACAUAUGUACGAAUUUGAUAACACCUAAUAUUGAAUUCCGUGAGUCGGACAGUGAACUAUUUGAAGACAAUCCGGAGGAGUACAUCCGCAGGGACGUUGAAGGUAGUGACGUGGACACACGUCGUCGUGCUGCCUGUGAUUUAGUAAAAGUACUUGCCAAAUAUUACGGCGCUAAAGUAAUGGACAUUUUCGGUGUCUAUGUGAUGCAACGAUUGGAAGAAUAUGCUGCAAAACCUUCAGAAAAUUGGAGCAAAAAAGACGCCGUUAUUUACUUGGUCACUAGUUCUGCGAGUAAAGGACAAACGCAAAAACAUGGAGUUACUCAGAGUAAUGAAUUCGUGCCUAUUCCACAUUUUGCUACCCAGCAUAUUUUAACGGAAUUAGCCAAACCUAAUGUUAAUGAAUUACCAGUUAUCAAAGCAAGUUCUAUUAAGUUUAUCAUGACAUUCCGAUCAAUUUUACCUCGUGAAAUUGUUGUAAGCUGUCUUCCGGACAUUAUUAGACAUUUAGGAGCAACAAGUAUCGUUGUGCAUACAUAUGCAGCGUGCGCUAUUGAUAAAAUUCUAUCACUAAAAAAUCCAGAUCAUUCACCUUUAGUUAAAGUCGAAGAAGUAUUACCUCUAGCAUCGAAUUUAUUGAAUGGAUUAUUCAACAUUUUAUCAAUGCCUAAUUCAGAUGAAAAUGAAUAUGCGAUGAAAGCAAUUAUGCGUAGUUUUGGUGUUUUGAAAGACCAUAUACUGCCUUACCUCGGGGAAUUACUACCAAAAUUAACUGAAAAACUGACAGUUGUUGCGGGUAAUCCCAGUCGUCCUAAUUUCAAUCACUUCUUAUUCGAAACUCUCAGCUUAUCAAUAAGAAUUGUUUGUAAAUCAAAUAUGGGUGCCAUUGAAUCAUUCGAAGCUGUACUAUUUCCAAUCUUCCAAGGAAUACUUACUCAAGAUAUCCAAGAAUUUAUUCCAUACGUUUUCCAAAUACUUGCAUUGUUACUAGAGUUAAGGACAGGCUCCGAAGUUCCUGAUAGUUACAUGGCAUUAUUCCCUUGCCUUUUAGCGCCGUCUUUGUUCGACCGUCAAGGAAACAUACAUCCAUUAAAUCGUUUAUUGCAGGCGUACGUUAAUUUAGGAGCACAUCAAAUAAUUGCGCAAGAUAAAACUAGCGGAUUGUUGGGAGUUUUCCAGAAAUUGAUUGCAUCCAAAGCCAAUGACCACGAAGGCUUUUUGUUGAUGCAAGCAAUCAUACAACAUUUUCCACCUGAAGUACUCCAACCGUACAUAAAGCAAGUAUUCGUUUUACUAUUUCAAAGAUUAUCGUCUAGUAAAACAACAAAGUUCGUGAAAAAUUUAAUAGUGUUUUUCGCAUACUAUAUAAUCAAAUACGGACCAACGAACUUCAUCCAACUGAUCGACGAAAUUCAGCCCCAGAUGUUUGGAAUGAUCGUCGAACGUCUAAUUAUAGUGGACUUGCAAAAAGUGUCAGGUGAUAUUGACCGUAAAAUUGCGGCUGUCGGUAUCUCAAAUAUCCUGACAGAUUGUCCAGCGAUGAUCGAAAGCUCGUACAAUCUAUACUAUCCAAAGUUGCUAGCAAGUUUGAUUGAAUUUUUUGAACUACCUCAAGACAAUACUGUCAACGGAGACGAUUUUCUACCGGAAGUUGGUAAUGAUCAAGGUUAUCAGGCAGCUUACAGCCAAUUGAUUUGUGCCAAAAAUCCGAAGAAAGAUCCUUUGGAAGCGAUUCCCGAUGUACGAUUACAUUUAGUUCAAGGACUCAGUAAAUUACAACCAGGACAACUGAGUGGCUUAUUACAGCAACUUCCAGCGCCCAAUGCUAUGCAUCUAAAAAAUUAUCUUCAAUCCGCUGGCAUCAAUCUUUGA
Molecule: messenger RNA, 2898 nt
Organism: Cotesia congregata
Lineage: Eukaryota; Metazoa; Arthropoda; Insecta; Hymenoptera; Braconidae
Source: the annotation of a GenBank genome assembly